Oryza brachyantha (malo sina) is the source of this 1025-nucleotide messenger RNA. Its product is annotated as xyloglucan endotransglucosylase/hydrolase protein 31-like. Bases 49 to 1002 code for a protein of 317 amino acids. The record is from RefSeq and is a predicted model, not a curated record. Gene Ontology annotation, cellular component: apoplast; cell wall. NCBI's taxonomy places the organism in Eukaryota, Viridiplantae, Streptophyta, Magnoliopsida, Poales, Poaceae. The transcript is spliced from 2 exons. Gene Ontology annotation, molecular function: hydrolase activity, hydrolyzing O-glycosyl compounds; xyloglucan:xyloglucosyl transferase activity. Gene Ontology annotation, biological process: cell wall biogenesis; xyloglucan metabolic process.
UAGGCCAGAUCCGAUCCAGUAGAAGAAAUUGAUUAAGGAUCGAUCGAUAUGGUCAUGGAGAUCAAGAAGAAGCAAGCUGCCGCUAACCAUGGUGGCAGCAGGUUUGUUGGUUGUAAUCUGGUGGUGGUGGUGGUAAUGGUGGUGGCGUGCAGCGGCGGCGGUGCAGGAGCGCAGCCGUCGCCGGGAUACUACCCGAGCAGGGCGACGAGGUCCAUGGAGUUCGGCGAAGGGUACAGCAACCUGUGGGGCGCGCAGCACCAGACGCUGUCGCCGGACCACAGGGCGCUCACCGUCUGGAUGGACCGGAGCUCCGGCAGCGGCUUCAAGUCCAAGCGCUCCUACCGCAAUGGCUACUUCGGCGCCUCCAUCAAGGUCCCCUCCGGCUACACCGCCGGCGUCAACACCGCCUUCUACCUGUCGAACAACGAGCUGUACCCGGGGCAGCACGACGAGAUCGACGUGGAGCUGCUGGGGACGGUGCCGGGGGAGCCAUGGACGCUGCAGACGAACGUGUACGUGCACGGCACCGGCGACGGCACCAUCAUCGGGAGGGAGAUGCGGUUCCACCUGUGGUUCGACCCCACCGCUGACUUCCACCACUACGCCAUCCUCUGGAACCCCGACCAGAUCGUCUUCCUCGUCGACGACGUGCCCGUCCGCCGCUACCCGCGCGCCGCCGGCGCCGGCGGGCUCACCUACCCGGACCGCCAGAUGUGGGUCUACGGCUCCAUCUGGGACGCCUCCGACUGGGCCACCGACGGCGGCCGCUUCAAGUCCGACUACCGCUACCAGCCAUUCGUCUCCAGCUACCGGGACCUCAAGAUCGCCGGCUGCGAGGCCGACGCGCCGGCGACCUGCCGCCCCGUGCCGGCCUCGCCGUCGGGCGCCACCGGGCUCAGCGCCCAGCAGAACGCCGCCAUGAGCUGGGCGCAGAAGAGGUCCAUGGUCUACUACUACUGCCAGGACUACUCGAGGAAUCACGCCAACUACCCAGAGUGCUAGCCAGUGUGGUUGAUGCAUGCCCC